AUGGCACCUAGAAUUGAAGAAGAACAUGUUGAGACACUUUCAAUGAACGGCAACAAAAUGCAAGUCAAAGAUUUCAUAUGGUCUGAGGAAGAAUGGCCUGCACUAAAGCAUGAUGAUUUCGGAGAUGUAAUUAGCGAUAUUCCAGUGAUUAGUCUUAAUGGUAUUUGGGAGAAUCAAGAACUAUACGAAAAUGUCUGCCAAGAUAUGGUGAAAGCAAGCGAAAAAUGGGGAUUCUUUAAGCUUGUGGAUCAUGGGGUACCUAGUGAGAUCGUUGAGAAUUAUACCAGUCGCUUGCACGAGCUUUUUGAUCUUCCGAUGGAACAAAAGCUCCAAGGUGGCAGAACAUCAAGCUUGCCGUUGGGGUAUUACGCUUCAAACCCUGAGUAUGAGCAAAACUUGCCUUGGGCUGAAAUCUUGCAGCUGCUUCAGUCACCUGAAAUGGUUGUCCAAUUCGCAAAAAAGGUCUACGGUGACCAAUACCACCCAUUUAGCAAUGCAAUGAUAGAGUACAUGAAAGAGAUGGACAAGCUAGGAAUGAUUAUAAUGGAGAUGUUGGCUCAUGGAUUAGGUCUAGCAGAUGACUUCUUCAGCAAAAACUUUGAAGAAAAGGAGGCUACUAUAUUCAGGAUAAGCAAAUAUCCCCUUUGUCCCCUCCCAGAGAAGAUAGUAGGAAUAGGGAUCCAUUCAGAUCCACAAACCUUAACCAUAUUGUAUCAAGACCAUGUUGGUGGCCUUCAAAUCCUCAAGGAUGACAAACAAUGGAUUGGAGUUCGCCCUCUUCCCAAUUCAUUUGUCAUCAAUAUUGGUGACACCCUUGAGGCUUGGACAAAUGGAAGGUUAAAGAGUGUUAUACACAGGGCAGUGGUGAAUAAGGAAAAGCAAAGGCUAUCAAUGGCAUAUUUCUUGAAUCCAACAAGCAGUGCAACAAUUGAAUGCCCUCCUCAGCUUAUUGAUCCGGUUUCCAAUCCUAGAAAAUAUGUAUCUUUUACGUGGGCUGAGCUGCGGCAUCAUCUUUUGACUACUAGGAGGGUUAGGGGCAAAGCUGUUGCCAUCAAUAAAUUCCUUAUAUCUAGUUGA
Messenger RNA from Nicotiana tabacum (common tobacco), 1077 nucleotides. RefSeq names its product gibberellin 20 oxidase 1-like. The record is from RefSeq and is a predicted model, not a curated record. NCBI's taxonomy places the organism in Eukaryota, Viridiplantae, Streptophyta, Magnoliopsida, Solanales, Solanaceae.